GUCAUAAUAUGCAACUUAGUGUUUAUUAUCUCAUUAAUCACACUCUAAUCUCCUUGGCUUGGUUAUUGUGUUUGAUAAUAUAGUGCACUCCCACAAACCAAGUAUGAAGGGAUCUAGGAGCCAAAAGAAUGUCAUUUUGCUAUUGACAUUGCUAGUAAUUUUCACUGUGGAUGUGAAGUGCCAACUAACUGCUAAUUUUUAUGCCACAACAUGCCCUAAUCUCUUUCAGGUUGUGAGGAAACAAGUUCAAAUUGCUGCUAUGAAUGAAAUGAGGAUGGCGGCUUCGUUACUUCGACUACACUUCCAUGAUUGUUUUGUCAAUGGUUGUGAUGGGUCUGUACUAUUAGAUGGAAGCGACAGUGAGAAGUUCGCUUUUCCUAACCAGAACUCCUUAAGAGGGUUUGAUGUUGUGGACACUAUCAAAACCGCGGUGGAGAGUACCUGCACUGGAGUUGUGUCCUGUGCUGAUAUACUGGCCAUAGCUGCCCGCGAUUCUGUAGUCCUGAGUGGAGGACCUUCAUACAGAGUAUUGCUAGGAAGGAGGGAUGGGAUGGUGGCUAACCAGACAGGCGCAAACACAAACCUUCCUUCUCCUUUUGAUCCCUUGGACAUCAUCAUUUCUAAGUUUGCUGCUCAAGGUCUCAACUUAACUGAUGUUGUUGCCUUACAAGGGGCUCAUACAAUAGGAUUAGCAAGAUGUGCUGUUUUCAAUUCAAGGUUGUUUAACUUCUCUAAUUCUGGAGCCCCAGACAGCACUAUGGACACUAACCUAGUAUCAAAACUGCAGAGCUUGUGCCCUGUCAAUGGUGAUGGGAACAAGACAACUGCUCUCGACCAGAACUCGACUGACUUAUUCGACAACCAUUACUUCAAAAACUUGCUCAACAAUAAGGGUAUUCUAGUUUCAGAUCAGGAGCUGUAUUCCAGUGAUAUGGCUAAUUCAACAACCAAGAGCCUAGUUGAGAGCUACAGCAAUAAUCCACACCUCUUUUCUAGUAACUUCAUGGACUCUAUGAUUAAUAUGGGGAAUGCAAAUCCAUUAACAGGGUCAAGUGGUCAGAUUCGAACAAAUUGUAGGGUUGUUAACUCAUAACUUCGCUAACACGAAUAAAAUCUAUGGCCCGAUUUGGGUAGUAGUUGUUAGUUGUUAGCUGGCCUGACUAGCUGUUAGCUGUUUGUAUUAGCUGGUUUGACUAGCUGUUUGUGUAAAAGUGUUUGGUAAAUUAGUUGUUAGUUGUUUAAUAUGUAAAAUGACCAUUAAGGACAUUGACAUAUUUGUUGUGAACCUGAGUUCAAGUUGGCCGCCUAAGACAAUCCUAUGGUUUAAUAGAAGUAUAUGUAGAUAGAGUCUGUAUUUUUUAAAUAGUGCAGCAUAGUUUCUUUGUGUUCUAGAGGAAGAUAUAGAGAUAAAUAAAUGAAUUGAUGAAUA
Molecule: messenger RNA, 1429 nt
Organism: Spinacia oleracea (spinach)
Lineage: Eukaryota; Viridiplantae; Streptophyta; Magnoliopsida; Caryophyllales; Amaranthaceae
Product: peroxidase N
Exons: 4
Coding region: 104-1093 (329 amino acids)
Biological process (GO): hydrogen peroxide catabolic process; response to oxidative stress
Molecular function (GO): heme binding; peroxidase activity
Source: RefSeq, a predicted model, not a curated record